Onychostoma macrolepis is the source of this 1919-nucleotide messenger RNA. RefSeq names its product interferon-induced protein 44-like. Bases 260 to 1627 code for a protein of 455 amino acids. The record is from RefSeq and is a predicted model, not a curated record. The transcript is spliced from 8 exons. Lineage: Eukaryota; Metazoa; Chordata; Actinopteri; Cypriniformes; Cyprinidae. Gene Ontology annotation, molecular function: GTP binding.
CCAGAACGUCCAGAUGGCCAGUCCGCCGCUGCCCACCAAAAAAAAAAAAAAAAAAAAACUAGGAUAGGCUAAUUAUUAUAGAGACACAUCUAAGUUUUGUUUCACAGAAAACGUUUAAGUGCUUAAGGGGCAGGUUUCCCCACGCUACCCUAAACAUAACGUUUUCUUGGUAGACAGCAUCGAAUUCACGUCCUUCUGAGGUGUACGAAGAGUAGCUGUUUCAUAGUUUCGUGCACAAAGAUAGCCUACUGCUACAAAGAUGAAAAAAAGGCUGGAAAACCUCAGCGUGGCUCCUCUCACUUCUAAUUUAACAGAAAAUCAAAGAAAGCAGCUCUGUGGCCUGCUGGGGAAUGUGAAACUGUCUCUUCUCUACAAAGCUUCAGUUCAUGGAUACAAAGCUUCUGCCUUCCACCAGAGAUGUGACCGUCAAGGUCCCACUUUACUUGUAGCCUACAACCAUUCAGGCUACAUCUUUGGUGGAUACACUAGUGUAGAUUAUGCUCAAAGCAAGCAGUAUAUUACUGAUAAAGAAGCUUUCCUGUUCAGCAUUCAUGGAAAAGCCCCUGUUCGCAUCAACGGUAACAGUGGACAUUAUGCACGUUAUGAUGACGCUGGAGGGCCCAACUUUGGUCAACAGCUGUACUUUUGCUACAACAACCAACCAGUUGUGUAUGAUCAAGGAGAGACGAUAUAUUUUAAUUUCAGUCCUGACACUCUGUAUGGGGAUGACACUCAUCUGAGUGAAUGUGAGGUGUACAAAGUGGAACAGAUCCUUCAGGUCAUGGAGAAACCAUGGAGGAAUGUUCUGUGGACAGCUGAUCAAAAAGCUCAGCUCAUGGAAAAGAUCAGGAAUCAUAAACCCCUGACACAGUCUGUCAGCCGAUUUCGAAUCCUGAUGAUCGGUCCUGUAGGUGCUGGAAAAUCCAGUUUCUUCAACUCCAUCAACUCCAUCUUCAUGGGCCGCAUUACCAGCAAAGCCAUGUCAGGAUCUGCAGGCACUAGUCUCACCACACAGUUUCGCACAUACACCGUGAAAGACAGUCGUGAGGGAACACCGUUGCCAUUUGUGUUGUGUGACACCAUGGGACUCGAGGAGCAAUCUGGUGCAGGACUGGAUAUUGAGGACAUCAGCAGCAUUCUUCAAGGUCACAUACCAGACCGCUAUAAAUUCAACCCCAUCUCACCGUUUCAACCUGAUGAGCAAAAGGCCUCCAGACCUGCAUCUCUGCAGGAGAAGAUCCACUGUGUGGUGUACAUGAUAGAUGCCACCAAAAUCUCCCUCAUGUCCAAAAACAUAAUGGAAAAACUUUCUUCCAUUCGCCGAAAAGUGAACUCACUGGGCAUUCCCCAGAUGGUUUUGAUGACAAAAGUAGAUGAAGCAUGCCCUGAGGUGGAGAAAGAUCUUCAAAGCAUUUAUGUCACUUCCUACAUCAAGUCAAAGGUAGAGGAGGUGAGCUCUCGGUUGGGUGUGCCGGUGUCUUGUGUGUUACCGGUGAAGAACUACAGUCAGGAGCUGGAGCUGGAGCUCAACUGUGACGUCCUGCUCCUCUCCGCUCUACAGCAGAUGCUCAACUUUGCAGAUGACUAUAUGGAUGAUGUCUGUCCCAUGGAGGGCGAACCCAAAUAAAGUGCCGUGUUUUAUAUAUUGGGAUAUUUAUAUCUUGAUUGGCACAAUAAGACAUCUUAAUUUAGAAGAUUGUUAUUCUUUGCCUGUUCUGCCUUUUUAUAGUCAUAUAAAUCCAUUCAAGAAAAUGCAAAUAAAGAACUUGUAUAAUAUUCAUGCUUUUGUUAGUUGCUUGUUUAUGGUUGUACCAUGAUCAGGUUUAGGUUAUAGUAAUACUACAUUGAUGUGUUAGCACUGCGAAUAAAACAACAAAACAUGGAGAAUUCAAUAGGCAAGCAUUAUUUUUUUUAAACAA